This is a messenger RNA of Lucilia sericata (common green bottle fly), 1463 nucleotides long. RefSeq lists its product as uncharacterized. NCBI's taxonomy places the organism in Eukaryota, Metazoa, Arthropoda, Insecta, Diptera, Calliphoridae. The coding region runs from base 377 to 1126 and encodes 249 amino acids. The transcript has 4 exons. The record is from RefSeq and is a predicted model, not a curated record.
AUAAAAAUAUUUAUGAAAAAAGUUUUAGAAAUUGGUGAAAAAAGUGUUAGAAAAUUUAAUAAAAAUGUGCAAUUUGUCAAUUUUGUUAAGGCAAUUGUUAGAAGGCUAUCGUUGUUUUUUGGUUUCCAGGGCCAUUCGUAAGCAGCCAAACACGAAAUAGAGUGUUGUUGAGUGGGAGUGUAAGAGUAAAAACUGUAAAUAAUGGAAUUCUGACCAAUAAAGGGUUAUGGUCUGUCGUAAAGUGCUUUACUUAGAGAAUUCAGUUUAAAACGAGCUGUAUUGGAAUGGCCAUUCAAUUUUUAAUCACUGGACUAGCAAGGAUAUAUUCCCUAAAUAUACAUUUUUUCAAUUGAACAGCACACACUGUACGUUCAAGAUGUUUUUCUUGCGGAAAUUCCAAUCGAUAUCCAAUACGAUACUCUCUUCAUUACUGGUGACAAUCAUCUGCAGUAAUCUGGGUUUAAGUUGUAAUGCCAGUGCCACCUCAAACACCAUCAGCACCAUUUCUUCCACACAAUCUAAUCAAAUGGCACUAAAGACAACACCGAAAUUUUUCAAAGAAAACUGUACAUGUUCAACACAAUGGCAGUGUGAAUGUUGUGCCAAAGUCAAUAAUGACCUACUUAAUGUACAUCAAACAUUGUGUGCCGACUGGACUGUGUUUUCUAACUCAUGGGACAUACAGGCCAAUGUACGUUUAAAUGAAAAUGUUUUAUACACUAAUACAUUUUCCGCCUGGAAUGUACCACCAUUUUGUGUUCCCAUAUGGCCGGCAAUAGCAUUGACCGGAUGUGUUCAAAUGCAUAGUAUUACACAACAUGAAUUCAAUACGUUACAUGGUUGUGCAAAUUUAACCAUCAAUUUUAUAGCAUUCAAUUUGGUCAACUUCCAAAUGGGUUGUAUGGAUGUCGGUACGGGUGGCAUUCAAUUUGUUGAUCCCAAUCAUGAAAUUGUAAGUUCGACCACAACGGAAAAGCCUCCAGAAAUUGAAUUGGAAACUAGUGAUUUUGUCAAAACCUCCACUCCUGCUAUGAGUAGUUUGGAGUUAAAUGACAAGGUUACUACAGAGCGUACAUCUACGAUACGUCAGGAUUCAUUGAGUUAUUUAAAAAGUACGAAUUUUUGAAUUGUUAUGAUUAAGCGAUAUUUUUAGAAAACUACCCACUGCUUUGUUUACUCCAUAAUUGAAAGUCAUUAAUAAAUUUAUCAUGCUACUCAAAAUAAAGAAUUUUUAUUUUCAUGUAAAUGUUUGUUUUAGUUAGUUUUAAUAUUUAAAUAAGAGUUAUAUUACACAAUAAUCAAGAAAUACUGUAGCAGAUUAAGUAAAAUCAAUCAAUAAUAUAUAAAAAAUCAUAUCUACAACAAAAAAUAAGACAAACGGAAACAUUAAACCAAAACGAUAAAAAAAAGCUGAACACAAAACAGAACAAGUUAAUUGUAAAUUAAAAAGAAAGAAAAAUUUA